UCACGCUUUUGUCUGAACUGAAGUUCUUUUCGAUUUAAUUAAUGGUGUUAAUUACCACAAUUAUUUGUUCAUCCCCCCCACACUUUCCAGCCUUCUUCUUUGUUCUGAACUUUGAUCACAUAUAAAAACUGCAUCUCUCUUCCUCACUAAUUCAGUACUCAAUUAUCCAGUUUUAUAUUUUCUUUUUCUUUUUUGUUUUUUUAAUUAAUAUAUAUCUAUUUCCCAAACAUGCCUUCUAUUAACAGUGAUGAUUUUAUUACAAAACCUAUAAAAAUCCGAGAAGUGUGGUCCCACAAUCUAGACUCCGAAUUCGAGCUCAUCUCCGAUCUCGUCGAUCGUUACCCGUUUGUCUCGAUGGAUACGGAGUUUCCCGGAGUUAUUUUUAAGCCGGCGCCGGCGCCGAUGAACUCAAACCCUCGCCGCCGUGGACCAGUUCCGCCGCCGCGGAGACCCUCGCCUUCCGAUAACUACCGGAUGAUGAAGCGCAACGUGGACGCUCUGAACCUCAUUCAGCUAGGACUCACGCUCUCCGACGCCGCCGGAAACCUCGCCGAUCUCGGAUCCGGCGAGAGCUGCAUCUGGCAGUUCAACUUCUCCGACUUCGACGUGGCGCGUGAUCCGCACGCGCCGGACUCGAUCGAGCUGCUGAGGGCCCACGGGAUCGACUUCGAGAGGCACCGCGCCGCCGGGAUCGCGUCGGCGCGGUUCGCGGAGCGGAUGAUGUGCUCCGGGCUGGUGUGCAACGACGCCGUCAGCUGGGUGACGUUCCACAGCGCGUACGACUUCGGGUACCUGGUGAAGAUUCUCACGCGCCGCUCGCUGCCCCGGAGUCUGGUGGAGUUUCACGGGGUUCUCAGGGUGCUCUUCGGGAACAACGUCUACGACGUGAAGCAUAUGAUCCGGUUCUGCGACAGCUUGUACGGCGGGUUGGACCGGGUGGCCCGGAGUUUGAACGUGAACCGGGUCGUCGGGAAAUGCCACCAGGCCGGGUCGGAUAGCUUGCUUACGUGGCAUGCGUUUCAGAAGAUGACGGAGGUGUAUUUUGUGGAGCGCAAGCAUGAGAAAUACGCCGGUGUGUUGUUUGGAUUAGAAGUUUACUAAACAAAUCGCUCCCGGAUUUUUAGGAUAAUUAUUCAUUUGUUUAUAAUUUAAAAAUCAUUUAUUAAUGAUAAAGUAAAAUAAACUAUUCUUUAUGAUUUAUCAAUG
Erythranthe guttata (spotted monkey flower) is the source of this 1206-nucleotide messenger RNA. The record is from RefSeq and is a predicted model, not a curated record. NCBI's taxonomy places the organism in Eukaryota, Viridiplantae, Streptophyta, Magnoliopsida, Lamiales, Phrymaceae.